UCCUCCAUAAAACAGGAGAGGGAAAGGUCAUCGAAAUUCCAGGGGAAGGGGAUACAUAUUGCGGAAUGCGCAACCGGCGCAAACAACGCGUAAACAACGCACUCUAGCGUUCGCACGCUAAGCUAAGCUUCCUCUGAGCCGAGAGGAAGUCGCAUACUUGUGCGUUCCAGGUGGGAUACGAAAAUAUACGGCGAAUACGAGGAGUUUACACUUCCUUUUCCACCGUCCUUCAUUACAUAUACAUCCGAGUGACGCUCGCGAGUAAUGGGAAAGACAAGGACGGGCAAGGCCGCCGUCGUGUGCACGGCGGUGGCGUUCGUUCUGGUGGUGAUCGCGUUCACCACACCCAACUGGCUAGAGACCGACGGGAAAUUGGAUAAUCCACAAUUCGUCAAGAUUGGUCUCUGGCAGGUGUGUUUCCAAGGAUUCCAGGAUCCGCGUCAUCUCUAUGAUACCAGAUUCUAUGGAUGUUGGUGGGUGUUUGAAGAAGAGUAUUACAUCAUACAUGACAUACUUCUACCCGAUUUCUUCGUCGCCACGCAGUUCUUCUUCACGCUGUGCUUCACCUUGUUGCUGAUAGGAAGUUUUUUGACUAUUUUAUAUACUUGUUGUUCGCGUCAGCAUGACAAGUAUCAGCUGCUUCUGUGGGCAAUCGGUGGCAAUUUAACUUUGGCAGGAAUAUGUGGUGUUAUAUCGGUGAUUAUAUUUGGUGCCAGAGGUGAUGGUCGAGAUUGGAUGCCUAAUUGGGAGCACAAUGAUAUCAGUUGGUCCUUUGCCUUAGCCGUCGUCGGCAGUUUUGUCCUGAUAGCCGCUGGUGUCUUAUACUUAAUCGAAGGACGUAGACAUAGGAAGAAGCAGGAGCGAAUAUUGAACGAAGAACAAAAAACGCAUACGACCAUUUAGCAUAUUUUUACAUCGUAAAUCAAACAAAUAUUCCCAAUGUAUCAAAUGAUACAUCGUGUAAGCGCAAAUUUUAUCCACUGAACAUGUAUCACGGAUAAAUCUUU
Molecule: messenger RNA, 1007 nt
Organism: Atta colombica
Lineage: Eukaryota; Metazoa; Arthropoda; Insecta; Hymenoptera; Formicidae
Gene: kune
Exons: 2
Coding region: 265-903 (212 amino acids)
Biological process (GO): regulation of tube size, open tracheal system; septate junction assembly
Cellular component (GO): membrane; septate junction
Source: RefSeq, a predicted model, not a curated record